This is a messenger RNA of Heterobasidion irregulare TC 32-1, 2395 nucleotides long. RefSeq lists its product as uncharacterized. The transcript is spliced from 10 exons. Gene Ontology annotation, molecular function: GTPase activator activity; zinc ion binding. Gene Ontology annotation, cellular component: COPII vesicle coat; endoplasmic reticulum exit site. NCBI's taxonomy places the organism in Eukaryota, Fungi, Basidiomycota, Agaricomycetes, Russulales, Bondarzewiaceae. The record is from RefSeq and is a predicted model, not a curated record. The coding region runs from base 36 to 2330 and encodes 764 amino acids. Gene Ontology annotation, biological process: COPII-coated vesicle budding; endoplasmic reticulum to Golgi vesicle-mediated transport; COPII-coated vesicle cargo loading.
CUUUCGCUCACUACUAUUGAUUCAAAUUUUCGAGUAUGCUUAACUUCGAGGACGUCGAGGAACAUGACGGCGUGCGGCUUUCGUGGAAUGUCUGGCCAUCGUCCCGCAUCGAAGCCAACCGCACAGUCGUUCCGAUAUCUGCUUUGUACACGCCCUUGAAGCAGAGGGACGAUCUACCACCAGUACUAUAUGAGCCAGUGACAUGCAAACCCCCGUGUCGUGCGGUCUUGAAUCCAUACUGCCAAAUUGACAUUCGUGGCAAACUCUGGAUCUGCCCAUUUUGCUUGCAGCGGAAUGCCUUCCCCCCUCACUAUAAAGACAUAUCCAACACCAACCUCCCGGCUGAACUACUUCCAAAAUACACCACCAUUGAAUACACCCUGGCCAGGCCAGCUCAAGUUCCGCCCAUCUUCUUAUUUGUUGUCGAUACUUGUCUGGACCAAGACGAUCUCAAGGCUCUCCGCGAUGCGAUAGUCGUCAGUCUCAGUUUACUUCCGCCCUAUGCGCUUGUCGGCCUGAUUACAUUUGGGACAAUGGCUCAAGUUCACGAGAUUGGAUACGCUGAAUGCAGUAAAUCCUACGUGUUUCGUGGAGGGAAGGAGUACACACCGAAGCAAAUUCAAGACAUGCUUGGGCUAAGUGCUCAGAAUCGAGCAGCACCUCGUCCUGGCCAACCUAUGCCUCCACAAACAUUUGGAGCAGCGCGCUUCUUGAUGCCCGUUCAGCAAUGCGAAUUCCAACUGACGGGUAUUCUGGAGUCGCUUACACGGGAUCCUUGGCCGGUGGCUAAUGACAAACGCGCACUUCGUUGCACUGGUGUAGCCUUGAGCGUCGCUGUCGGGUUGCUGGAGACGACGUUCCCCAGUACUGGUGCUCGUGUGAUGCUAUUCUCCGGUGGUGCUGCAACAGAGGGACCUGGCUUGGUUGUUGGUCCGGAACUCAAGGAACCCAUUCGAUCACACCAUGACAUCGAUCGCGAUAGCGUCAAACAUUUCAAGCGCGCUACUAAGUUUUAUGAAGGCCUUGCAAAACGCGCCUCUAACAAUGGUCAUACGGUCGAUCUAUUCGCCGGGUGCCUUGACCAGGUUGGCUUGCUGGAGAUGAAGUCCUUGCCUAAUUCAACCAACGGUGUGAUGGUCCUGUCUGAUUCUUUCGCGACCUCGAUCUUCAAGCAGAGUUUCCUGCGGGUCUUUGCUAAGGAUGAUCAAGGCAACCUCCAGAUGGGCUUUAAUGCAACCUUCGAUGUCCAGACUACGAAAGAACUGAAGGUCUCCGGUCUGAUUGGACAUGCUAUCUCCGCGGCGAAGAAGUCGGCAUGUGUUGGCGAGACAGAGAUAGGCAUUGGCCAGACAUCGGCCUGGAGAAUUAACUCCAUCACUCCACGCACAUCUGAAGCCGUUUACUUCGAGGUUGUGACUCCUGCUGGACAGCCUCUGCAACCAGGCUCUCGGGGUCUCAUUCAAUUCGUCACUCACUAUCAGCACUCUUCUGGUCAGAUGCGACUCCGAGUUACGACCAUCGCACGUAACUUCGCAGAAGCUGGCUCCCCAAGCAUUGCUGCAUCGUUUGACCAGGAGGCCGCCGCCGUCUUGAUGGCGCGCAUCGCCGUAUUCAAGGCGGAGAUUGACGACUCUCCAGACGUUCUUCGCUGGCUCGACCGCAUGCUCAUUCGUCUUUGCCAGAAGUUUGCGGAUUACAGGAAGGAAGACCCUACAAGCUUCCGGCUGACAGACAACUUCAGCAUAUACCCGCAGUUCAUGUUCCAUCUGCGGCGAAGUCAGUUUUUACAAGUAUUUAAUAACAGUCCAGAUGAGACUGCAUUCUACAGGCAUAUUCUCAAUGAAGAGGACGUCAACAACUCGCUUAUCAUGAUUCAGCCUACACUUAUGUCUUAUGGACUCGAUGCCCCACCUCAACCUGUUCUUUUAGACAGCGUUUCUAUCAAACCAGAUGUCGUCCUAUUACUCGACACGUUCUUCCACAUUCUUAUCUUCCACGGAGAGACUGUUGCUCAGUGGCGAAAGGCUGGCUACCAAGAUCAAGAAGGCUAUGAAAACUUGAAGGAGCUCCUCGAGACACCUGUCAGCGAUGCCCAGGACCUUCUGGCAGAUCGACAGCCUAUUCCUCGGUAUAUUGUCUGCGAUCAGGGCGGUUCCCAAGCACGUUUCCUCCUGUCAAAGCUCAACCCAUCCACCACACAUAUGUCAGCAACGAUGUAUGGAUCCGGGCCAGCUGCAGGCGCAGGGCAGGCUAUCUUCACAGAUGAUGUUAGUUUGCAAGUCUUUAUGGAACAUCUCAAACGUUUGGCGGUGGGCGCGCAGACGAAUUGAUGUGUCUAGAAUAGUCGUUGUGUGUAUCCCAUACGUAUUUGCCAUGUGUUUCUUUGGACUCUCUC